Molecule: messenger RNA, 1849 nt
Organism: Phytophthora nicotianae INRA-310
Lineage: Eukaryota; Oomycota; Peronosporomycetes; Peronosporales; Peronosporaceae
Product: GTP-binding protein Era
Exons: 2
Coding region: 72-1655 (527 amino acids)
Biological process (GO): ribosomal small subunit assembly
Molecular function (GO): rRNA binding; ribosomal small subunit binding; GTP binding
Source: RefSeq, a predicted model, not a curated record
UUGCCAUCCGCCUGGGUGAUUGGGUCUUUCUCUUCGCCACUCAAUCGCUACUCUAUCUAUCUACUGCAACAAUGGAGUUGCUACUCCGUCGCGCUGCGUCGGCGCGUACGCUACCCCAGGUCCGCGUCCUCGUGGCCACCUAUCGUUCUAAACGCAGCCAAGCCAAGCGCGAGGCAUUCCGCGUAGCCAGCGGCCUCCCCGCUAGCGAUAAGAAGAAGAAAAAGCAUCCGAAGGACCAGCGAAAGUCACAACGCAAGAACGAGCGACACGAGGCACAACCGCUCGUCAAGGAGCCACCGCAACCCACACUGGAGGAGAUCGACCGAGAAUGGGCCAAGAUGCGUCUUCGCACAAUGGUUGUUCCGCCUGCUGUGAUGCCGGCGCGGACCCGCAAGGAAAUCGAGAACAAGAGACGCAUGCGUCGUCUAGGUCUGCUAUCGGACGACGAGGAAGAGGAGAAUGACGGCACCGGCGCCUUUGAUCCUCGUAACAAGGGCUUUGUGGGUCGACGUCCGACGCGGGAGCGGGAGGCUCCGUCCAACCCGCUGCAUUUCUACGACGGACGAGCUUCAAGAGCGGAGAAAUCAGCGGAGGAGGAGAGAUACAGAAGCACGGGACGCUUACCCUCGAGACGACCAGUGGCCAUGAAGGACAAGCAGUUCACUAACAUCCAACCAGCACCAGAUAAUGUGGUGGAGCGAGAGUUCCUGAUCCCGGACGAACCGGCCAAUCCCAAGGCGCUGGAUCUGGCGGUGAUUGGCCGUCCGAAUGCAGGCAAGUCUUCCAUCAUGAACAGGCUGUUGAACGUGACGGUGUCUGCGGUGUCACCUAAGUACAACACCACUCGUGACCGUGUGUUGGGCAUCUUGACGGAGGGCGACGCGCAGCUCUCGUUUUACGAUACACCUGGACUGAUCAAGCCCAAGGAGACCCACGAGUACGUGCAGACGCUCGUGACAACGGCCGCAGAGACAUUACAGGGUGUUGAUCUGUCGAUGCUGGUCGUGGACUCAGUGAAGCGUCUUGAUGAAUCGGCUCUGCAGGCGUUGGAGAAGGUGCUGACAACCUCGGCGCAGGUGUGCUCGCCUACCAUGCUCGUGAUGAACAAGUACGACCUCGUAGGUAAACGCGAGCAGAUCAACUUGGAGAUCAAAACGAAAGAGUUAUCUCAGAUGAUUGAAGAGAUCUACGCCAAGCACUACGAUGCUGAGGGAUCAUCGUUGCAGAUCGACCCACUGGCUUACAUCGGUGGCAACAGUAUCAAAGUUUCGGCCGUGAAGGGCCAUGGCAUGGACAAGUUGAGGAAGACCCUGCUGUCACUCGCAGUCGACCGACCUUGGAGCUACCACUCGUCCAUGCAUUCCGAUAUGUCGGACUUGGACUUGGUGGCUGAGAUUAUCCGUGAGAAACUCUUCCGCCGGUUCAACAAGGAGCUGCCGUACUCGUUCGAGCAGGAGAACGUCGGCUGGACUAAGUUCAAGGACAAGAGUAUUCGCAUCGACCAGGAUAUCUUCGUUCCUGCUCCUCGCGUCCGCAAGAUGGUGGUCGGGCACAAUGGCGACACCAUCCGCUCCGUGGGAAUGGCAGCCCGCGACGAGAUCGAGCAGUUGUUGAAGCGUCGCGUGCAUUUGUACCUGAACGUUCGCGUCCGUUAGUUUCAGUUGAUAUACCAACUAGAAUGCCUAGCGUUACUUUGCGCUUUAAGCGUUACUUUAGGUCGAUCGCAAAGUAACGUACCACAAACCGACGCCAGCGUCGAUAAAUAGGAUUUUAUAUUACCUAGAAGGGUCCCCGGAAAAAUAGUCCUGGGAGAGAUGCCAAAUGUGAGUUUUGAAAAAUGUAUUCAUCC